AUGGCUCCCUCAAAGGAUCCCGUUGCUGAGAUUCAAAAUGAAGUCGCCAACGAGACCACUGCUGAAGUUAUCCAGCAGGAGACCGAAAAUGUUCAGGAGGAGGCCGCGGCGGAGGAGCAGUCUCAGGAUUUGUUUCAAUUAACGGUUAAGCUUCCGCACAAGCCUCAUAAGAUCAACAUCAUGGUCUCCCCCUCAGAGCAAGUCCAGGAUAUCCGACAGACUAUUGUUGAGCUCCCAGGGACAUUCCAAUACACUUGCUUCCAUCUUGAACACAAUGGCACCAGAAUCAGCGACUUCGUUGAGCUCACCGAUGUCCCUGGCAUUGGGCCCGACUCUGAGCUCGUUCUCGUUGAGGACCCAUACACCGAAAAGGAGGCUAGGAUGCAUAUUCUGCGGAUACGGGAAUUGAUCGGUGCAGCUGCCCCCCGUGUAGACGUUGUUCACGGCAUCCAGGCAGGGCUUUCUCUAUUCGACGGGCUCAGCCAAGGCGAAGAUGCGCAGGAUGCAAAGGGCAAGAAGGCCGAGGACGCUCGUCACCCAAUGUCCGACUACGAUUUCGAUGCUCCGGCUUCUCUAGACCACUUUCUCCCUAAAGUCGACCCUACCCCUCCACUAAAGUGCAUUAAGGGUAUGUGCCUUUCAUCGUGGAACCCUCCACCACACAACCUUAGACAGCGCGGCCACCUCUUGUACCUUCAGGUAACCACAAAUGAGGGAGAGCAAUUCCAGAUUUCCGCCCAUGUUUCUGGGUUCUACGUAAACAAAUGCACAAACAACAAGUUUGACCCUACACCAAAGACUUCCCCGAAGUUGCAAAGCGCCCAUUCGCUCAUCACCCUCUUGAGCAUGAUUUCCCCAUCUUUUGAGAAGGAUUUCGCUACGUUUCAAGAGUGGAACAGCCGUAAGGACCCAUUAAUCACAUACCCUCCCACCAAUGCCAUCCCAGCUUCUCCGUGGUUGGUUCCGGGGCAAAACACAUCCAGCCACCAGGCCGACCAAGCCCGCCCACAAGAGACAUACCUCAUCUCAGGAACCGAGAGCGGCGACUCCCUCCGCGAUUUCAACGAGGAGUUCCAGUCGACCCGUGAACUGCCCCGUGAGACCGUCCAGGACCGUGUUUUCCGCGAGCGCCUUCUCUCAAAGUUGUUCGCCGACUAUACAGAUGCUGCCGUCCGCGGCGCAGUUGCGAUCGCAAGGGGAGAGCUUGCGCCAUUGAACCCAACGGAAGGAAGGGAUGCGCAGAUCUACGUCCAUAACAACAUCUUCUUCUCCCACGGUAGUGAUGGAGUCGGCACUUUUGCCAGCGAGGGUGGUGAUGAGGCAGCAAGAGUUGCGACUGGAAAGGAUGUUAUGGGUGUUAAGGCUGUUAAUGGACUCGACAUCCCCGGCCUGCAGACCCCCGGAACUGUUGUUGUUGACUACAUGGGACGCCGAUUGGUGGCCCAGAGCAUUGUUCCCGGUAUCUUCCGCCCCAGGGAAGAGGGACAGUCGCAGAUCGAUUACGGUGGUGUAGAGGGUAAGGACGUUGUUGCGUCUAAUGAGAUCUUUGUCCCGUUGUUUGAGAAGAUGAGCCAGGCUAUGCGGGUGAAGAAGCACACUGUUUGGGAUAAGGAGCAGAAGAGCCAUGAGCUUGUCGCUUCCGUGGAGACCAAGGGAUUGUUGGGAACUGAUGGAAGGAAAUACGUGCUCGAUUUGUACAGGAUUACCCCGUUGGAUAUCGACUUUAUUGAAAAGUAUUGGAAGGGCGUUGAGGGCGUUACUGAGGGUGGCUACCCGCACAGAAUGGCCGUACUGAGGCCGGAGCUUGUGGAGGCUUUCUGGAAGGUGAAGAUGAGAGAGUAUGUCUCAGCAGAGUUGGAGAAGCGAAAGAAGACCAAGGAAGAUGCUACCGCAGUUGAGGGAGCCGCCAAGGAAGAGGCCAAGCAGGAGGCCAAGGAGCCAUCUGGAGAGGCUGCAAAGGAGGAGGCCAAGGAGGAGACUCCCGUAGAGGGCGAGGCCGCCAAGGAAGGCGAGGAGGAAUCCAAGGAGGUUGCGGAGAAGAAGCCCGAGGAGGCUCAGGAAACCAUUGACAUCUCUGGUUUUGACUUCGCGCUUAACCCUGAUGUCAUGUCCGGACAGGUUCCCCAGACCGAUGAGGAGAAGGCGCAGAUGGAGAAGGAUGAGAAGGAUGUCCGAGACGCAUGCGCAUUCUUGCAGGAGAAGAUCAUCCCACGCCUGAUUGAGGACCUCAAGGAAGGCGAGGUCGGCUCCCCCAUGGACGGUCACUCGCUCACCCGCCUUAUGCACAAGCGCGGUAUCAACGUCCGCUACCUUGGAACUAUUGCCAAGCUCGCGCUUGAACAGGGCAACAAGCUUAUCUCUAUCCAAAUCAUUUCCAUCCAGGAAAUGGUUGCUAGAGCUUGCAAGUACAUUCUCAACGGUCUCCUCCGUGGCCUGCCUAACCCUCUUGCACCUUUCUGCAUUUCUCACUUCCUCAACUGCCUUCUCGGAGCUGAGCACAACCCUAACCCUAAGGUUGUUAAGGAUGAUGGUCUAUGGAAAUUGUACCAUGAUGCCGAUUUCAGCUUUGAGCAGCUUAACAUCCAGGAUCUCCGUGCCUCAAUUGAGAAGGAGGUUCAGAAGAGGUACCGCUUUGAACUUGAGGCAGGAUGGGAAACCAAGAUUAAGCCUCUCCAAAUGCUCCGUGAAAUUGCUCUCAAGUUGGGUCUUCAGAUGAGAAUUAAAGACUACCAGUUUGGCUCCGUAAAGGAAGGCGAGGCUGCUAAGCCUAAAGAGGAGCCUACUCCUACAAAUGGCAAUGGAAAGUCUGGCAAGGGCAAGAAGAAGUCUCCCGCAGCAUCGGUUGCCGACUUUACUGAGGUUUCGAAGAGUGGAUCAACCUUCGAGCCUGAUGACUUGAUGAACAUUGUCCCAAUUGUUAAAGACUCUGCGUCCAAGAGCCAGUUGGCUGAGGAGGCCCUUGAAGCCGGCCGUAUCUCUCUCAUCCAGGACCACAAGGACAUUGGUCAGGAAUUGCUUCUUGAGUCGCUCUCUCUACAUGAGCAAAUCUAUGGAGUUUUGCACCCUGAGGUCGCCCGUGUAUACAACACUCUCUCAAUGCUGUACUACCAGCUCGAUGAGAAGGCCGCUGCCGUAGAGCUUGCAAGGAAGGCAGUCAUUGUUUCUGAGCGCACUCUUGGUGUCGAUUCAGCAGAGACUAUCCUCAACUACCUCAACUUGGGAUUGUUCGAGCAUGCCAGCGGUAACACUAAGACCGCUCUGGCCUACAUCAAGCACGCCUUUGGAUUCUGGAGAGUCAUCUAUGGCGAUUCCCACCCAGACUCUGUCACCACCAUGAACAAUGUCGCUGUCAUGCUCCAAGCUCUCAAGUACUACACCGAUUCCCGCAAGUGGUUCGAGGCAUCACUCAAGGUCUGCGAAAACAUCUUCGGAAAGUCUUCACCGCACACUGCCACUCUUUGCUUCCAGCUUGCCCAAGCUCUUGCCCUCGACAACGACUCCAAGGGUGCUGUCAGCAAGAUGCGUGAUGCCUACAACGUCUUCCUCGCACAGCUCGGACCUAAGGACCGCAACACAAAGGAGGCUGAGAACUGGCUCGAGCAACUCACACAGAACGCUGUGACUCUUGCGAGACAGGCGAAGGAUCUUCAGGAACGCCGCAAACGUAUGUUGCAGAUGACACCACGCGUCACGAUGUCUGCAAAGCCCCAGCCACAGGUUGGCCAGAGCUCUCUGGGGAUGCCGGAAUCGACCACCACCGCGACCAGCAGGUCAGGAAUGGACUCGAGGAGUAUUGACGAUUUGUUGAAGUUCAUUGAGGGUUCUGAGGGCCCGAAGCAGAAGAAGAGACAGGGCAAGACCAACCCUAAGAGGCGCGGGGGUGGUGGAGGCAGUGCUUCUAGAACAUGA
Molecule: messenger RNA, 3909 nt
Organism: Morchella importuna
Lineage: Eukaryota; Fungi; Ascomycota; Pezizomycetes; Pezizales; Morchellaceae
Exons: 6
Coding region: 1-3909 (1302 amino acids)
Biological process (GO): intracellular distribution of mitochondria
Cellular component (GO): cytoplasm
Molecular function (GO): mRNA binding; protein binding
Source: RefSeq, a predicted model, not a curated record